AAUCGUUUUUAAACUUUUCAAAAGCUAACUUUUUGCUGAAAAAAACGAUGGCCUUUUAGGCAUAUUGACCGGAAACGGGUCGUGUUUGGGAACACAUGACCGACAUACGUUUCCGCCCGACGGGAAACUCCGCGCACCGCUCUUCACCAGCAUUUGUUUUUCUCUCUUUAUCGCACCUCUAUCUCGCUUUGUCGUUCACGCGCGCGCUCACCCGUCCCGUCUCCCGAGCAUUUCGCAUGAAUGGGAACGCUUUUCGGAAGGAAGGACACACAAACCAUGAAUCAAUUACUUUUUUGAAUGAAACGUCGUUGAUGAAUUGGCGGCGGACGUGCACCGGGUUUGCGCGAAAUGACGAUGGCUGAGGGCAAGCCAAGCUUCAGGGUUGUCGAGAGGCUUAAGAUCAAAAUUGGUGAUGCAAAGAAUUUGGGUAAGGGACAUUCAUCACUUAAAGACGGACAUUGUACAAUCACUCUGGAUCAGGAAGAGAUAUUCCGUACAGCUACUAUCGAGAAGGCAAUAAGUCCGUUUUGGGGUGAAGAAUUUGAAUUUGAAAUUCCUCGUCGUUUCCGUUACCUGGGUGUAUGUGUAUAUGAACGGGAUAGACCUCUUGGUAGAGUAACAGUUAGACGUGACCAACUGACAUCAUUCAAUGAUAAAGAUCACUGGUUUCCUCUAAGACCUCUUAAUGUUGAAUCUGAAGUCCAGGGGAAAAUUCAUAUUGAAAUAGAUUUUAGUGAAAAUCGAAGUAGACUUGGAGUCCGUUUAAAUGAAGCAUGUGAAUUAGCUAUUACAAAUGGAAACUGUGAUCCUUUUGCUGAUGUUACAGUUAGGUACACAAAUGAUAAAACAGAAAAUCAGAGGACCAAAGUUAAGAAAAAGACUAAUUCUCCUGUUUUUGAUGAGGCAUUUGCAUUCUCUCUUCCUGGAAUGGGUAGAAUACAUAAACAACAUUUAUCAAACCAAACACCUCCAGCUGAUUGGGCAGAACUUAUCGUUACCCUUUAUCAUGAAGUAUCUAGUAGUAAUACUGUAUUUUUGGGUCAAGUAAUUAUUCCAUUACAAGGAAGAACCGUUAGUGCAUGGUACUUUUUGCAACCACGUAACCGAAAAUCAAGUCUAAGAGAAGAUCAGGGUUUUAAUUAUCCUAGUGUUGGUUCAUUACGUUUAAAAAUACAUUACACUGCUGAUCAUGUUCUACCAUCACAUAAUUAUGAACGUCUAAAACACAUGGUUAUGAAUAGCCAUUCUGUACAACCAACUACAGCAAGUCUAGUGUAUCUUUUGGGAGAAAUAAUUCCUAAUAUUUUAGAUGUAGCCCAACCCUUAGUACGUGUUCUACUUCAUCAUGGGCAAAUAGUACAGACAAUCAGAUCCCUUGCUGUAUGGGAAAUAUCUAAAGUUACUGAUGCAAAUACUAUAUUUCGUGGUAAUUCUUUGGUAUCAAAAAUGAUGGAUGAAUCUAUGCAUGUAGCUGGAAUGAGAUAUCUACAUGAAACUCUUAGACCUCCAUUAGAAAGAUUGUUGUCAGAAAGAAGGCCGUGUGAAAUUGAUCCAGCACGAGUCAAAGAUACUGCAGUUAUUAGUCAUAAUUUGGCUAAUUUAAAAAUUUAUGUAGAAGAUGUAUUUAAAGCUAUUACUACUUCAGCUCUUAAAUGUCCAACUGUUAUGUGUCAAUUAUUUCACACACUUAAAGAAGUAGCCAUAAAAUUUUUUCCAGAAAACAAAGAAAUCAAGUAUUCCGUUGUAUCUGGCUUCAUAUUUUUAAGAUUUUUUGCACCUGCUAUUUUAGGUCCCAGACUUUUUGAUCUCACUAAAGAACAAAUUGAUAAUCAAACAAAUAGAACUCUAAUAUUAGUAUCUAAAACAAUCCAAAGUUUAGGUAACCUUGUUUGUUCACGAUCAAAUUUUAAAGAAGAAUACAUGUCUUCUAUGUACCAAGCAGUAUACACUGAACAACAUGUUACUGCUGUUAGACAAUUCUUAGAAAUAAUUUCUGCAUCAGCUGGUCCUGCACAAUGUACACAAGACACUCCUGUUACAUUAAAAGAAGGCUUUCUAAGGAAAAUUACUUCUUGGAUGUUAACAAAAAGGGCUCAAGGUAGAAAACGAUUUGGUAGAAAAAAUUUUAAGCAGCGAUAUUUUAAGUUGACUACUAGAGAUUUAUCAUAUGCAAAACAAAAAGGAAAAGAACCACUUUGUACCAUUACUUUAUCAGAUAUUUUGGCUGUAGAACGUCUUCAACAAGAAUCAUUUAACAAAAACAAUAUGUUUCAAAUAAUACAACCUGAAAGAGUACUCUAUGUGCAAGCUAGUAAUUGUGUUGAAGAAAAAGAAUGGGUAGAUUUACUUACUAAAAUGUGUUUUUCCAAUACUAAACGUCUCAUGCUGUAUCAUCCAGCUGCAUUUAUAAAUGGCAUUUGGUUAUGUUGUAAAUCUAACAAUGAAAGAACCAAAGGAUGCCAUGAAGUUUCCACAUCUGUUGAUAAUAUCCAAACAAGUAGUGUUGAUGUUGACAGAGAACUCUCUAGAUUACAUGCACUUUGUGUUACACAUAUUGAUCGAUUUGAUAGUGUUUUAAAAGCAUGUGAAUGUAAAACUGUAUAUCCAGGAGACAAUAGAUUGUGUCACCCUUUAUUGAUAGAAGACCCAAAAACUACUUUCAAAACUUUGUCGACACUACGAGAUAUAAUUUAUACAUUAGAACAGGAGCAUAGAACAGUUUUAAGAACAAUAGCUAGAGAAACAAAAUAUGGUAGCAAACAAGCCCCAAUUGGAGAUGACAAUUAUUUGCUUCUUGCUGGUCGCAAAGAUUUGAGUGCCCAUCAUCACCAAAAAGUUUGGUAGCACAGGCUUAAAAGAUCCCGUUCAAUUUAAAUGGGUAAAUGUAACAAAAACACAUUUUUAACACUUGCAUAUGUUUGUAUAAUAAUUACUAUAGACAUAUGUAAGUUAUGGUUGUAUUAAAAUAAUUCUACGUAACUUUUAUUGAAACUUAUUUGAAGCAUAAAUAAUACUAUUAAUUUUAUUAUUUUAGGCCUAUUCUUAAACUUAUUAAAUGACAAUUUUCAAAUUUUACAAAAAAAAAA
This is a messenger RNA of Daktulosphaira vitifoliae (grape phylloxera), 3086 nucleotides long. RefSeq names its product GTPase-activating protein (gene RasGAP1). The transcript is spliced from 18 exons. Gene Ontology annotation, biological process: intracellular signal transduction; regulation of GTPase activity. NCBI's taxonomy places the organism in Eukaryota, Metazoa, Arthropoda, Insecta, Hemiptera, Phylloxeridae. The record is from RefSeq and is a predicted model, not a curated record. Bases 349 to 2844 code for a protein of 831 amino acids.